This is a messenger RNA of Trypanosoma theileri, 4416 nucleotides long. RefSeq names its product putative cleavage and polyadenylation specificity factor. Gene Ontology annotation, cellular component: nucleus. The record is from RefSeq and is a predicted model, not a curated record. The coding region runs from base 1 to 4416 and encodes 1471 amino acids. Gene Ontology annotation, molecular function: protein binding; nucleic acid binding. Lineage: Eukaryota; Euglenozoa; Kinetoplastea; Trypanosomatida; Trypanosomatidae. The transcript has a single exon.
AUGUCCAUGAUGCACGCGGCGGUAGCACCGAGCUUCCCCGCCUCAGGUGUGACUCACUCUAUUGUUGGGAAGUUCUCCACUUCACUUGCUGAGGAUGUAAAGGAGGUGGUGGUAGUAAAGAUGAAUAUACUGGAGCUCUGGCGAGUUCCACACACUGUGGGAAAUGGUGAUUCGCAUAUGUCCUUUGUUACUAGUAUAGAAUUAAAUGCUCCACCCGUCGCUGUGAUUGUCUGUCGUCCGCCGGGGUUUACAGUUGAUAUUAUUGCGAUGUGUUUUGACGAUUUCCAUGUUUCCUUUGUGCAGUAUGAUCCAUUAUUAAUGCAUCUUCACACAUUGGCACUUGUCCAGUUAGAUGAUCGGGAAUUGGAAGAUGAUGUGAAGCCGUUAGAUCCAUUAAUGCGUGUGGAUCCAACAGGACGUUUUAUUACUGUAUUGGCACGGCGUCGUCAUAUGUUUUUAAUUCCACUUUUGGGUCUACAACGAGCUGAAGAAGAUGGGGAGGAGAAUAUUAAUAAUAAUAAUAAUAAUAAUAAUAAUAAUAAUAAUAAUAAUAAUAAUAAUAAUAAUAUAAAGGAAACCGUGGCACCUGUAGACGAUUGGGGUGAUGAGGAUGACUAUAAGGAAUUAUCUGAAAAUGGUAAUAGUGAUAUACCACGUACAGAUACAAAAGCAGAAACCAAUGUUUUGGGUGAAUCAAAUACUUCCAAAUCUUUUCCAGCAUUAAAUGGAUUGUUACUGCGCAUUGGUGUAAUUUCUAUGUUUACUCUCGCAACAGCUGUUAAGAGUCGUAUUCACUAUGUGCGGGAUAUUCAUUUCAUUGAGUCUAAUGGUGAGCCUAUUAUUGCUGUUUUGUGUGAACGGCAACCAACAUGGGCUGGUCGUGUAAAAUUGGUAGAGUGGCGAACAAAGAUGGUGGAAUCUAAUACUUUAUCCUUACAAGUAGUAUGGGUACAAAUAUCUGCUGCUUCUACAAAUGCUCCCAAGUUAUUAUUGAUAGGUGAGGUGGAUGAUAUUCCGUGUAAUGUGACUCACAUGACACCUGUGAGCUCUUUUGCACAAAUCCCAUCUGGUGUGGUUUGUUAUGGAAUUAACACCAUUAUGCACAUUACAACAAAACGUGGUUAUGGAGCUUAUCUUAACAAUAAUGGAAUGGAGGAAUGUGUAAAUGCAAAGUCAUCUGCGGUAAUGUUUGGAAAGGUCAUGUGGUGUGAUAAUCAACUUGAAUCAUCAAAUGCACUUUUUAAAGUAAAUCUCUCACUUGCCAACUGUGCAGCCGCUUCUAUGAAUGCAGAUAGUGAAGGACUUCAUGUUCUUGCCGUUUCAGAAGAGGAUGGUGUGGUACUCACUUUACUUUUUGCAGCCCAAGGUUCAACAGUUCAGAGUGUAAAAAUUGAUAUUAUUGGUGUUGGUUGUUACAGUUCUACUGUUUCUUUUAUUAAUCCUCACAUUGCCUUUUUGGGUUCAGCUCGUGGUGAUUCCUGUGUUGCUGUGAUUAACACAUUUCAGAGUAACACGGAAAGUCGAUUCCAAGUUGUCGAUAAUAUGGAGGCUAUUGGUUGUAUUAUGGAUAUGGAUGCCGUGGAUUGUACCCCAGAGAGUGAAUGUAAUAAUCACAACACUAAUGGAAGAGAUGCCUCUUGGUUUAUUAAUAUGCCUUAUGCAGAACUUUUACAAAAUACAACAUUGGAACCCAUGCCACCUAUUUCUAUUGAAGAGGCUCGUAUGAAAAUGGAUUUGGCGGUUUGUGCUGGUUAUGGUGCCUCUGGUUCUCUUUAUUUAAUGCGUCAAUCUAUUCGCCAUAAUAUUGUGCGUCGUGAAAAUGUUAAUGCCGUCUCUGCCUUCUUUUUACCAUCAUUACAAACUGCAAAAAGACCUCGUGAACAUGAAGAAGAUGAACACAUGACUCGUACCACUUCAUCUUAUGCCCCAUCGCAUUUAUUACUAACGGGUCUUCCCUUUACAAUUCUCUUCACAGUGCGUGGGAACUCUGUUCAACAUGUGAGACGUUCAGAGUUCUUGGCAUCAUGCCGAACAGUGUUUGCCGCUGAUCUCGUAUGGUUAAAUGCCUUAUUACAAGUGACAGAAAGAGAAGGACGGAUUAUAUCUCCAGAUGGAAGAGUUUUAUUUCAGAAAUUUUUCUUUGUUCCUGAACGAGAAGCCGAUAAACAACGUUAUGCGAAGGCGGCAUGUGUUGAAGUAGAGUUACAAUUAUUAUUUGUACUUUUAGAGGAUGGAACAUUACUUCAGUUUUCACUAAAAGCAACAAAUGCAUCACCUAAAAAGGAAAUAUUUGCAGAGAAAGUAACCGCAUUUACUUUAUGGCGAGAAGAGAAACGUGUGGUCACAUUUGAUACAGAAGGGAAAAUGACGAUAACAGAUAUGGAGUCACGUACUUCUUAUGCACUAUUUCCACAAUUAGGAAUUUUACCUCCCUCUUGUGUAUUUGAUGCUUCUUCUACUACUGAUACUUCUGGAGAUUCAUCAAAAGAAAAGGAAAAAGAAAACACUGAACCUAUUAUUCCUGUCACACAUGUGGAGUUAGUGACAUUACAGGAUGAUGCGUCUUCAACAUCUGAUAAUAAUUCUACUGCCUAUACGAGAGAAAAGGAAGUAAUAUCACUUCUUAUUAUUCUUGCUAGUGGUGAACUUGCAGUUUAUCAAAUGUUCUCACCUGAUGAUUUUGGACCGCUCCGUUUAAUUAAAUAUAUUCAUCAUUUUCUUGAUAAUAAAGCAGAACGUGAAGUUAUCGAAUCUAUUGAAAUGAAAAAACAACGUUUAAUGCGAGAACGAGCCAUUAUUGAAAAUUGUACUCAAUCCAUGCGUCACUGUAGUCGUCGUAUUGUUCCUUUUAAUGCUCUUGCUGGGAAUAAUGGGGUAUACGUUUGUGGACAACAUCCACUAUUUCUUUUCUGGAAUCGUCGAAUGCGACGACUUGUUCCUUAUCGUCAUCAGGCACCUGUACCUGUACAAGGAUUUGUUCCUUUCCCUUCUAUAGAAAGUGGUUUUAUUUUCUGUUGUGAAGGUUUUGUUGAUUUCGCUUCUAUGAAAACAGAGUAUCAACCUAAUAAAAAUGGAUGGUUAACACGUCGUAUUCAUCUUGGUGCUACUCCUCAUUUUAUUGUAUAUCAUCCACCUGCUCACUGCUGUUUUGUUGUAACAUCACGGAAAGAACCUUUUAGACCACAAAAGGCUCCUUUUGAUGUACAUCUUAAGAUAAACUAUGAUGAGGAAUAUGGAAAUAUUCAAAGUGUUACAACGGAGGCACCUGUAUGCAAUUUACCACCUAUUUCUCCAGAUGCUGGCGUUCGUGUACCUAUGGCAGAUCGAUUUGAAAUUCGUUUUAUGUCUACUAGUAACUGGAUAUGCAAUGAUACACUUCUUUUAGAAGAAAAUGAACAAGUAUUGGGUGCUCAAAUGAUGGAAAUUCUCACUGAAAAAGGAAGUGAAGGUCCUGCCACAGCUCCUGUUUGUGUUGUAAGCACAGCUUUUCCUUUAGGAGAGGAUGUGACCUGCCGAGGUCGAAUUCUUUUAUUAUCAUCAAAGUGGGGAAAGACAGGAAGAAAGAUUCUCCUUCUUCAUUCUGAACCUCUUAAUGGUCCUGCUACAACCGUAACUGGAAUUUGUAAUCAUAUAGCUGUUGCUGUUGGUGGUACGAUUAAACUUUUUCACUAUGAUUGGGAAACUAGAAAAUUAGUGGUAAGUGCUUUACUUUAUGCUGGUAUUUAUGUAACAAGAAUGUCAGCAUUCCGUAAUUAUCUUAUUUACGGUGAUCUUUAUCGUUCUUGUGCUUUAGCCAGAUUUAAUGAAGAAAAUCAUACACUUAAUGUCCUUGGUAGGGAUCAAAAUACGGUUUCUGUUGUUCACUGUGAUAUGAUGUACCAUGAUCGUGCUGUGGGAAUCUUGUGUUCCGAUGAUCAGCGAAAUGUACUGGUAAUGGGAUAUACACCUCGUCUACAGGAGAGUGAGGCGGGUAAACCAAAGAAAGUUCUUGAGUCUGUACUAUCGCUUGAUGGUGGUUAUCGUCUUCCUAGUGGGUGUUUGGCAAAGAGUCUGCGAUUUCGUUCCCUCGCUGGAAACUCUAGUGUGACUCUCUACGCCACAAACUAUGGUGAAAUUGGUUUCAUUGUACCCGUUGGUGAACAGGCGAGUCGAACAGCAUUGUGGGUUACGCGUCGUCUGCAAACCGAUUUACCACAUGAGGCGGGGUUAACGCCUCGUAUGUUUCUUGGAUUAAGUCAGGGAUCACCGCGAAGCGCACUUCGCUCGAAAGAGAUGUUGGUAUCCGCUUCAUUACUGGAACAGUUCUUCUUUUUGGAUGUACGUUCACGGAAGGCCGUUGCAACGGCAGCCUAUACACAGCUUGAGCGCGUUACAAAUGUCGCUGCUCUCGUGUAUGAAGAGUGUAAUUUGUUUUAG